AUGCAAUGGUUGGAAUCGCCGGCUCGAGUACGUGCUCUUCUGAAACGAGAACUGAGAUCAUCUCAAGAUUUACCACCACCUCCACCAUCGAUCAGUGGUCUUCCUGACAAGAUAACAAGAGUUUAUUUGGGAGAAGAGUUGGCUAUUCUGGAUCCGGGGGUUCAUGCAUGUUUGGAAAGAACACUCCUCCACCUCUUCUAUGAAACCAAAUGUGAUCCAUAUAGUUUCGAACAUUUGAAUAUCGAGAAUAUCGAUAGAUGUUAUGCUGAAGCGAAUGUUCCAGUUCCUGCAGAAUUCGGGGGUCAACCGAGAAGAAAAACGAAAAAAAAGGAAGAGAAAAAGGAAGAAGUAGUGGAAGAUGAGACACCUCAAGAGAAGUGGUCUAUCGGGAAUUCUGUCAUUUUCGCCUUUACAGUAAUUACGACUAUUGGAUACGGUCACGUGGCUCCAGAAACCUUCGAAGGACGUCUAUUCCUCAUCUGCUACGGAGUCAUCGGUGUCCCAUUCACUCUUCUGACAAUUGCUGAUCUAGGAAUGUUCCUCACUAAAUUCCUCAAAUAUCUACUCACAAUGGCACGAAGAUUCGCAUAUUUCCUAGUGAAACUUUAUCAGACUGCGAAGAAACGAAGAUGCAAAGUACAGAAAACUAGUCCAAUUCCUGCAGAAUCAGAAAGAUCAGAAGUGUGGAGUACGGAGAAAGAAAUGAAAGAAAUGAGUAUGAGAACUGCAAGAGAACCAGGAGAAGAAGGCGAAGAAGAGAAGGGAGAAGGGAAUGGAGAAGAGGAAGAAGAGGAGGAGGAGAAGAAUGAGGAACCGAGAAAAGCCGAAGAAUCAAUAGCCCUUGGAAUAACAUUCACCUGUUAUCUAGUUGCUGGAGCCAAGAUUUUAUCAGUCUACGAACCGGAAAUGGACUUCUUCAAGGCCUUGUACUUUAAUUUUGUGACAUUGACAACUAUUGGAUUGGGGGAUUUUGUGCCAAAGAGUUUCGACUACCUCUUCAUCACUUUGAUCUACAUUGGAAUCGGUCUUGCGUUGACCACAAUGGCCAUCGAAAUCGCAGCUGAUUUAUUGAAAAAGUUGCAUUAUGUUGGAAGGAAAAUGGAGAAUGUCGGACAGGCAGUUGUGUGGUUUGGUGGCAAAAAAAUGACGAUGAAAGCUCUCGUCAAACAUUUGGGUGAUCAAUUCAAUAUUCCCGAGGAGGAGUUGGCCAAUUUGGAUAUGACAGCAUUCGUGGAUAAUGCGAUUAAAGUGGAGAAAGGAGAGAUUGCCACGUUGAGAAAACCUCCAACGCCACCUCCCGUAGUAUUCCGUGAACGUGCAUUCAGCUACAGUAACCUCCGUAAAUCGAGUGAGAGUGCAUUGAAAUACGUGGAUGACAAUCGAUUCAGUAAGAUGACUGAGCCUACUGUAUCUACAGUAAUCAUUCAUGAAACCACGCGAACCAUCGACACGUUGCAUAACUUGGCGGACGCAAUUCGGAGGGAUCCUUCGAUUCCACGACUCGAUUUGGAUGUUCACUAUCUGACUGAUAUGUCUGCUCCAACGUCGUUCGAUGAGCAUUAUCUUCGAACUUAUACUAAUGCACGUAGAAAAUGA
This is a messenger RNA of Caenorhabditis remanei, 1596 nucleotides long. RefSeq lists its product as uncharacterized. The record is from RefSeq and is a predicted model, not a curated record. Bases 1 to 1596 code for a protein of 531 amino acids. Gene Ontology annotation, molecular function: potassium ion leak channel activity. NCBI's taxonomy places the organism in Eukaryota, Metazoa, Nematoda, Chromadorea, Rhabditida, Rhabditidae. Gene Ontology annotation, biological process: stabilization of membrane potential; potassium ion transmembrane transport. Gene Ontology annotation, cellular component: membrane. The transcript has 10 exons.